UAACUAUACAGACGUAACAUUUGAACAUGGGCGACAAAGGAGGUUUUGAUCCUUAUGAAAAUCGAAAUGUGGCUCACCCGAUAUCUGAUAUUGGGGCGUUUUUUUCGCUUCUUAAAUGUGUCGUUGGAACGGGAGUUAUGGCCAUUCCAUUAUCCUUUAAUUAUGCUGGCAUCGUCACUGGCAUAAUCCUUCUAGUUUCGGUAUGCUUUAUGCUUAUCCAUGGAAUGCAGAUGCUGAUUAUUUGCAUGAUUGAGUGCUCGCGUCGAAUGCAAAUUGGAUAUGCAACUUAUCCAGUCGCGAUGGUAUACUCAUUUGAUCAGGGACCCAGGUUCUUUAAGUAUAUCUCAAAGGCCGGAAGAUAUAUAGUCGAUGGAGUCUUGGCAUUCUCCCAAUUUGGAGUCUGUGUCGUGUACAAUGUAUUUGUGGCUGCCACCUUGAAGCAACUCGUCGACUUUUACUGGGUAGUGGCAGACUUGAGAAUCUAUAUAGCCGUGAUCGCACUCUGCCUUAUACCCCCGUUCCAGAUACGCAAACUAAAGUACCUAGUACCUUUCAACAUUUUGGCCUCCAUACUCAUCUACACCGGAUUCUCCCUGAUGAUGUACUAUCUGUUCGUCGACCUGCCUCCGAUAACGGAACGUAACAUUUUAUUUGGUCGCAUCGAUAAGAUACCUUUAUUUUUUGGUAUUGCCCUCUUCUCCAUCACAUCGGUGGGCGUGAUGCUGGCCGUAGAAGCUACAAUGGCCAAGCCACGGCACUACCUCGGCUGGUUUGGUAUACUAGAUCGGGCAAUUUUGUUGGUUAUUAUUUCGUAUGUAACUUUUGGUCUAAUGGGAUACUGGCGUUAUGGCGACGAAACUGCUGGUAGUAUUUCACUAAAUAUUCCCACAGACGAAGUACUUUCGCAAGUUGCCAAAGGGUUUAUUGCCGCGGCCAUUUUCCUGACCUAUCCAUUGGCGGGAUUCGUGAUCAUUGACAUUAUAAUGAAUCACUUUUGGAACAAAAAUGGAGAUCUCCCGAACGCGGCUUUAAAGGAGUCCAUCCUUCGUGCAUGUACUGUGGUUCUAAUUUGCAUAACUGCGAUUAUUGCUCCCAAUCUGGGUCCUCUAUUGUCGCUGGUUGGAGCGCUAACCAUAUCGCUGUUGAACCUCGUAUUUCCCGCACUCAUCGAGAUCUGUCUGUACUAUCCGCCGGAGUAUAAUUAUGGCAAACUGAAAUGGGUACUUGUGAAGGACAUAUUUUAUGUGAUUGUUGGCAUUCUCAUAUUGGUGCAAGGCACCGUCUUCUCCAUCAAGGACAUGAUUUCGGAGUGGGGUGGUGGUGAUACCACAACCGGAGGACCAGAAACCACCGCGGAGGAAACUACUGCUAACAUGUCCGCCACGCUUACCACCGCGCUUACCGCCGCUCCUCCAGAUGCACUCCGUUUCAGAUUUCUCUAAGAAGACGGACUUCUUCAACCAUGUGCGAUCGUCAAUCAGAAAUUUGUAGUAAGCUCGAUGCUUCGAGCGUGUUAUGUUAUACAAUUAUAAAUAAUUUAUUUUAAUCAAAUUUUCUAAAAAUUUU
Drosophila melanogaster (fruit fly) is the source of this 1566-nucleotide messenger RNA. RefSeq lists its product as uncharacterized. The coding region runs from base 27 to 1442 and encodes 471 amino acids. Lineage: Eukaryota; Metazoa; Arthropoda; Insecta; Diptera; Drosophilidae. The record is from RefSeq and is marked reviewed. Gene Ontology annotation, biological process: L-alpha-amino acid transmembrane transport. Gene Ontology annotation, cellular component: membrane. The transcript has 6 exons.